UUUUUUUAUUUAAAGAGGGCGUUAUCAGAAGGUGUACGUCACUGAUGUUUCGAUCGGGUCAAUGUUUUUAGGAGUAAUAAUAAACUUUAUAAAGAACACAGUAUGGAGCAGAGUGACAAGAAGAGAUAUAUUGAAUUCUAUUUGCGAAAAAAUUUUUAAGUUUACACGAGGUCAGCAGGUGUAAAAAUAGUUAUCAAUAGUCAUCAGUAAAAGGGAAAAUUACAUGUGGUAUAAGACGUCGACCACGUGGGCCCCACGUUUUUGAAAACAACUGCCGAAAGUUAUUUUAAUUGUUAAUUUAUAUCACGUAAUAUCAAAUGAGAGAUUUUUAGACUGAUUUCAAAGUAAAUAAAAUAAAUAAUAUUUAUUAACUAUAAAUACUGAUCAUUAAGAACAAGAUAUUCGCAAAACGAUUUAUUUUCGUUACGUCAUUAAUUUACUUCUUAAAAAUCUGUCAUAAUUACGCUGAUUUUUUUUUCUCAUGAGAAAAUCUUUUUCGGAGAACCGGUAGAUAUUGUUAAUAUGAAUUUAUGGGUCAUGAAGAGUAAUUGUUGAAAAAAAAAAAUUUAGAUAAUUGAUCUUAAUAAUAAUAGUCAUAAUAAUAAUGAAAAUGAUGCUGUGACUUGUGAAUAAUUCGUAAUUAUAAGGAAGAUUUGAUAAGAAAAUUUGAUAAAAAAAUAUUCGAGCACACAGAUUAGAAUAAAUUGAGGUAAUAACUAUGAACAACGAAGAGCCAGCAUUGAAGAAAGCCAGACAGUCCAUCUUGUCAAACCAUGUUGAAAGUGUCGAGCUUCAAGAUAUAUUUCGUAAACAUUGGUCUAAUCACAUGAGCUUCAAAUCUGAUGACUUGGAAAUUAUUUCGGAGCCAUUUCGUGUUUGCAAAAUUUCAAAUUUUAUCAAGAACGAACAAUUCAUGGAGGAUUUGAAGAGCGAGCUGUCUGAGGUUCAGAGUAAAAGAAUUAUGCUGGAUUUGUAUCAACUCGAGCAAACAAGUGACUUGGGGAAUCACUUGAUCGACAGUAUUGAGGUAUUUCAUCGAACAUUUCGUACUGAUAUGGUCAAGUGGAUGCAACAAAACACAAGUAUCGAAUUGAAUUCAACAAUUUCAAUGACUGGUUCGUGCUAUUAUGAUACUGAUUAUCUACUUUGUCAUGAUGAUAACAUGAGUGAUCGUAAAAUAGCAUUCAUAUUUUAUUUGAUGUCCAAUUGGACUGCAGCUGAUGGGGGCACACUCGAUUUAUUUGAUACUGAUGAAAAAGGAUUACCUCGUAAAAUUGUUCGUUCUCUGGUGCCAGAAUAUAAUUCUCUUGUCUUUUUCGAGGUUUCAAACCACUCUUACCAUCAGGUAGCUGAGAUAACGUCCAAUUUAUCUAGAUGGUCUAUCAACGGAUGGUUCCACGGGCCGAAGAUUGAAAAUUUACCACCAAGACCCCAGAUUGAAUACAAAUGGUUAAUUCCGAUGGACGAUGAUCAAGAUUUGACUGCUUGGAUCACUGAUACUUAUUUGUGUCCUGGUAUAGUUGCUGGUAUCAAAGAGGAUGUUGAAAAGCAAUCGUACGCUUAUAUUGCACAAUUUCUCAAAGCUGAGGUUUACGAAAAAUUGUCUAAGGAAAUAACCGACGAUUCAAUAAAGUGGAAUAAAGUUGGACCGGCAAAUUUACGUAAUUACGAAGUUGCUGAUGAGUCAAGUUUGCCAGGUACUUUGAAAAAAUUUUAUAAAUUAUUUCGCUCGCUGCCAUUUUUUCAAUUACUAAAAAAUUAUACUGAGUUGGAUUUAAUUCCUGAUAAUGAAAAUAUGAAACCGAGAAUGACAAUUGAACUACAGAGAUGGUCUAAAGGCUGCUACACUCUUAUCUGUGAUAAUUAUUGUGAUGAAGAUGUGGAUGAGGAACAAAUUAAUGGUUGUCAUGUUGUUGACAGUAAACAUACUCUAGGAAGUCAAGACUCUGUUGAUAAUGGAGAUGAUUCUGAUGGAGGAGCUGCUGAUGAAGAUACUACCGAUGAAAAUCAUGACAAUGAUGAAGCUGAAGAUGAUAAAGUAAGUCCUAAUAAUCGUGAAGAGAGUAAGUUACAAAAACAAUGCAAUGAUUUAAAAAUAGAGUCAGUUGACUUCAGUACCAAGAUGAUGAACGAUAAAAAAGAGGAAAAAUCAAUUGGAAAUGAUGGCGGCAAUAACGGUAGUCGUGAAGAUGAUGGUUUUAAUGAUGAUAAUGUACUACGCAGUAUUUUGAAAGACAUAAAACCUAAGGUCGAUAGGCAAGAUGAAUCUGAGGAGGCAUCUUGCUCUAAAUCAGAAGACUUUUUCAAGAGAAGUCCACCGCUGCAUCCUGAUUCCGAGGACCCAGACGUUUCGGAUAUCGGAGAUUAUCUUUCUGGUUCUUCGAGAUCAUCUGAAGACGGAGACGACCGAGACAAUGUUGAUGAAAUAGAUGAUUAUGAUGACAGUAACAUCGAACCAGGAACACUGGAUGUUAUCAUGCAAUUCAAUACUAUGCAUGUUUCCGAAUCAGAAACUAUUGAUUACUUGGAUCCUAAAGAACAAGACAGCGCUCUUAUCCAUAUCACUCCUCAAGACAAUCAUCUCUGCUUAGUUUAUAAAGAAUUAAGUACCUGCAGGCUUCAUAAGUACGUUAAUCACUAUUUUGAGGGAUAUUACUACAAUUUGAUUUGCACGUACCGUGAAUAAAAUUGGUUUAUGGCGAUAAACAAUAAAAAUAAUAUGAAAAAAGGGAAAAAGAUAUAUCACAUUUAAUAAUAAUAAUAAUAAUAAUAAUAUAUAAACAAAUAUAGAAAUCCACAAAAUGUAAUGUGUAAUAUACCAGUAAUAAUGAAAUUAAUAAAAUAAUAAUUACUAUUGAUUAAUUCAUAAUAAAAGUACUGAUCAAUUUUAUAAAAUCAUGUCUAAUCAAAAUUCUUUGUACUAAAUUUCAAUUAUUGGGAUAUAAUCCUACAUGAUGCAUGUAAUAUAGUAUUUGUAUUAAUAAAAUUAUCAGUAUUGAUUUCAA
This is a messenger RNA of Cotesia glomerata, 3005 nucleotides long. It is a transcript of the gene sud1, whose product is annotated as prolyl 3-hydroxylase OGFOD1. The transcript has 2 exons. Gene Ontology annotation, molecular function: iron ion binding; L-ascorbic acid binding; peptidyl-proline dioxygenase activity. The coding region runs from base 719 to 2686 and encodes 655 amino acids. The record is from RefSeq and is a predicted model, not a curated record. Lineage: Eukaryota; Metazoa; Arthropoda; Insecta; Hymenoptera; Braconidae. Gene Ontology annotation, cellular component: cytoplasm. Gene Ontology annotation, biological process: regulation of translational termination; peptidyl-proline hydroxylation.